This is a messenger RNA of Rubroshorea leprosula, 1982 nucleotides long. The record is from the annotation of a GenBank genome assembly. Lineage: Eukaryota; Viridiplantae; Streptophyta; Magnoliopsida; Malvales; Dipterocarpaceae.
AUAAAAUCAAGAAAGGAAAUAUAGGAGAGACAGCCUGAGAGUCGGACGCGGGGAAUCAAUCUCUGUUCUCUGACCGCCAAUUGACUCCUUCCCAGGAAAACAAAAUUCCCCCUCUAUUCUCUCUCUCCCCAAUUUCCAUUUUCCGUUCUUCUUUCUGUUUUCCUCCUCCGGGAGAAAGAAAGAAGACGACCACGGUGAUAAAACCCAGAAAUUAUACUCACGGAGGACGAUGCAGCGUUCAAGAUCCGCCAGGCCCACCACCAUUCACAGCUGCGCUCAGGCUGGCGAUCUUGUUGCCUUCCAGAGGCUACUCCGCGACAGCCCUUCUCUUCUUAAUGAGAGAAAUGCCGUUAUGUCACAAACACCGCUUCAUGUUUCUGCUGGUUAUAAUAGGGCUGAUAUGGUUAAACUUUUGCUUGAUUGGCAAGGACCAGAAAAGGUUGAGUUGGAAGCCAAGAAUAUGUAUGGAGAAACUCCACUGCAUAUGGCAGCCAAGAAUGGGUGCAAUGAAGCGGCACGGUUACUUCUUGCUCAUGGUGCUUUUAUUGAAGCCAAAGCUAAUAAUGGAAUGACACCAUUGCAUCUUGCUGUUUGGGACUCAAUUCGAUCUGAUGACUACUCAGUGGUCAAGACACUACUUGAGUACAAUGCUGAUUGCAGUGCUGAGGACAAUGAGGGCAUGACUCCUUUAAAUCAUCUCUCGAAAGGCCCUGGCAGUGAAAAGUUGCGUGAACUAUUACACUGGCACCUUGAAGAGCAGAGAAAGAGAAGAGCACUUGAAGCAUGUGGUGAAACAAAAGCUAAAAUGGAUGAGCUUGAAAAUGAAUUGUCAAAUAUUGUGGGGUUGCAUGAGCUCAAGAUUCAACUUCGAAAAUGGGCAAAGGGGAUGUUCUUGGAUGAAAGGCGCAAGGCCCUUGGGCUAAAAGUUGGCGCUAGAAGGCCUCCUCAUAUGGCAUUUCUUGGAAAUCCUGGAACAGGUAAGACUAUGGUAGCCCGGAUACUCGGAAGAUUACUCUAUAUGGUUGGAAUUCUACCUACUGACAGGGUAACUGAAGUACAGCGUACAGAUUUGGUUGGUGAAUUUGUUGGUCAUACGGGACCGAAGACUAGGAGAAAGAUCAAAGAAGCUGAGGGAGGAAUUCUAUUUGUUGAUGAAGCAUAUCGAUUAAUUCCCAUGCAAAAAUCAGAUGAUAAGGACUAUGGAUUAGAAGCAUUAGAAGAGAUCAUGUCAGUUAUGGACAGUGGAAAGAUUGUAGUUAUAUUUGCUGGAUAUAGUGAGCCAAUGAAGCGUGUAAUUGCUUCUAAUGAAGGGUUCUGCCGAAGGGUGACAAAAUUUUUUCAUUUUAGCGACUUCAGUUCUGAAGAACUGGCCAAGAUCCUGCACAUCAAGAUGAAUAAUCAAUCAGAAGAGAGUUUAUUGUAUGGAUUCAAAUUGCACGAUUCAUGCAGUAUAAAUGCAAUUGCCAAACUCAUAGAGCAGGAGACAACAGAAAAGCAACGAAAGGAAAUGAAUGGAGGUUUAGUGGAUCCCAUGCUGGUUAAUGCUCGGGAGAAUCUCGAUCUUAGGCUCAGUUUUGACUGCAUAGACACAGAUCAACUGUGUACUAUCACCUUAGAGGAUUUAGAAGCGGGGAUUCAGCUUCUGUCUCAGUAAUGCAGUCUGUGCAGACUUUGAACCAUGGUUACAAUUCUUGGAGCGGAUUGGUGGGACUCAAUGGAUUCAAAGCAGGUCUAUUUUCUGAGGUCUAUAUGUCUUUUCAUUUCUAUAUAAUAUUGGUUCCAACUGUCGCUGAAAUCUCAGAAGCUAGUCCACAGAUUCCAGCGUUUGGCAUUCAUGGUGGCUUAUUCUUUUAUAAUUUGUGGAAAUUGAUAAGCUCACAAUUUCCAUUCAUUCUAGAGAGGCUCUUGUUUUUCCCUUCUGGUUCUAUAUAUAUUGUAUUCAUUUAUUUAUUUCUACUUAGUAAUAAAUUGCCUUUUCUGGC